GACGUCACUCCCAAACAAAGAUCAGCUGAUUUGCUCGGCGAGCUGCGACACAAAGUCUAACCUUAAGCAAACCAUACCCAACCAAAAUGUCGCCGGUUUUCGCCUUGGAGUUGGUUUUCUUCGCCUGUAUUCUACUCCACGUGAAAGCCGAGACAAAAUCUGACUUCCUAAGCGCCAGAGCCAACUUGUUGUCGCUGGAGCACGGGCUGAAGACGGGGGGAGACCUGACGUUGGACGAUGCGGAGGAGGCGGUGAACAAAGUCCUGAUGGCGCUGAAGGUUCGGGAACUGGACUCGGCGCUCGGCUCGGGCAGCUUCCCGCCGUCUCAGCACUUCUUCCACGCCAAGUCCGCGAUAGAGCAGAGCCAAGUGUUCAAGUUCAUCAGGAAGAUGCCAAAAGGUGCUGCCCUCCACCUACAUGAUGACUCCCUGGCAGACCUGACCUGGCUGGUGAAGAAUGCCACCUACCGGCCGGACUGCUUUAUGUGCCUGAACCGACAGGGGGCGCUGCAGUUCCACUUCUCCAGCAGCUGGCCGAAGCACGACCCCAACUGUAACUGGAGACGCGUCAAUAACACCAGGAUUGAGACGGGAAAUGCCACCAAGUUUGAUGCAGAAUUGGUGGCUAACAUGUCUCUAGUCAGAGAGGACCCUAAGGUGGCAUACCCAACUCAGGAUGCAGUCUGGAAGGCAUUUGAAGGAGCCCUCACCGUGGCUAAUGGCCUUAUAUUCUACAGUCCAGUCUUCAAGGCUUACUUCUAUGAGGCACUUAGGGAGUUCUAUGAGGACAAUGUGCAGUAUAUCGAGUUGAGAGGACUAUUACCAAAAAUCUAUGAGUUGGAUGGUACCACUCAUGAUGAGGCGUGGGUGGUGGCAGCUUACAAAGAAGUCACAGAGCAGUUUGUGAAGGACCAUCCAGACUUCUCAGGAGCAAAAUUCAUCUACUCAAGUAUCAGGGCCUUUAAUGAAAGUGACAUUGCCAAAGAUGUGGCGAAGGCUGUGAAGUUGCGAGCGAUGUUCCCGUCGUUCUUCGCGGGGUACGACCUGGUUGGACAGGAGGACCCCGGUCACCCGCUGGUGUACUUCCUGGACACCCUCCUCCAGCCUGGUCAGCAGAACCCACCGGUCAACCUGCCGUACUUCUUCCAUGCAGGAGAAACAGACUGGGAGGGGAUGGCUGUGGAUGACAACAUACUGGACGCCAUCCUGCUGAACACAUCGCGUAUCGGACACGGCUUCGCGCUCACAAAACAUCCUGUCGCCAUGGAGUUGGCAAGGAAGAAAGGCAUUCCCAUUGAGGUGUGCCCCAUAUCAAACCAGGUGUUAAAACUGGUUGACGACCUGCGGGACCAUCCAGUGUCCUUCCUCCUGGCCCAAGGUCACCCUGUGGUCAUCAGUGCAGAUGACCCUUCCGUGUGGGGAGCCAGGGGUUUGUCCUACGACUUCUACCAGGCCUUCAUGGCCAUGGGUGGAGUCGAUGCUGACCUCGCGUUCUUAAAGAAACUGGCGCUGGACUCUCUAAGGUAUAGCAGUAUGUCAGAGGACGAAAAGUCAAAGGCCAUGGAGCUGUUCCAACAGAAGUGGAAAUCGUUCCUCCAUGAUGUCCUUUCCAAUGGCAUCUGAAGGUCAAACAACACCUCAGCAUCCCUAGGUGCAAUGUCAGCCAAAUGAAGGGGUUUGUAACAAACAUAGUAAAUGUAUACAAGUGCGGGAAUUUUUUUCUGCAACAUAUAUUCUGAUAUGCCACCCUAGAGGUGCCAUUAUGUGUAUUGUCAUGAAAAUGACAGUUCUCUGUACUACAAUGUAUGUGCAGUGACGUGUAGAACAAAAAUAUAUCACGGAGAAAAAUGACAAAAGAGAUAUUUUAGCUUUUACAAUUGUAUUGUUAUGGUAUAAUAUUAGGUCAAUUUGUUGAUGGAACCUGUAGAAAUACUGACUAUCGGAAAAGAGAUAUUAUUAUUUAAAAUGGCAUUAUGGAGUCCCAUGGAGUUUUAGAUGAAGUACUAAUAGUCUACCUUAAAUAUGUCUUUUUAACAAAGUUACUGACUGCUAUGAAUGACCAAUGCAAUACAAGUAGAGUGUAAAGAGUAAUUUUAACAACAUGGUGCAGGUUCACUUUUAAAAACAUUCAUGUAUUGUAACUGAUCUAUUGUUUGAAAUUACCACUAUUGGUUCAUGUUUUUGUGCACUAAUGGCACUUGUGCAAAGAGCAUUCCUGUAUAACAAAAGAAAGAUGUAACAAAUAUACAGUAUGUAAUAUUGCAUAGAGUCCUUCCUGAUAUUGUAUAUGGUGAAACUAACAUUGUAAAUGUGGAAUACACUUUCCAAGUUAGCUUUGUGUUAAUGUUAUUCUUGUUACAUGUAAUGUUACUUACAGGAUGGAAGUAUUGUUUUGAGCUGUGUUGCUUAAGAGGAAGUUUGUAUGUAAUAUAUUAUGUUUUAUAAAACUUAAACUUUGUUGUAAUUGUGGAUUCAAAAAAGCAUAUUCCACUAACUUGGGAAGGCAGUGGGUAACAAAAAGGACAUGGAGGGUUUAACGUUACAUCACAUAUUCCCUUCCACAUACAUUCACCAAAAUCUAAAACACUGAAGUCUGAAAUCUCCUUUUU
Molecule: messenger RNA, 2608 nt
Organism: Branchiostoma belcheri (Belcher's lancelet)
Lineage: Eukaryota; Metazoa; Chordata; Leptocardii; Amphioxiformes; Branchiostomatidae
Product: adenosine deaminase CECR1-like
Exons: 8
Coding region: 87-1622 (511 amino acids)
Biological process (GO): adenosine catabolic process; inosine biosynthetic process
Molecular function (GO): adenosine deaminase activity
Source: RefSeq, a predicted model, not a curated record